AUGGCGCCCUAUACCAAACCUGAGACCGUGCUUAGGCGCUCCGAGGAGCUCCUCUCGGUCAACCAACCCAUGUCCGCCUUGGCAUCGAUCUCUGAAAUCUUCUCCUCCAAGCGAUUCAGACAAACACCCCUCUCCUCACUCGAACCGAUCAUGUUACGAUUCAUCGAUCUCUGUGUCCUCCUCAGAAAGACUCGGAACGUCAAGGAGGGCCUACACAUGUACAAGAAUGUAGCCCAAAAUACUAGCGUCAGUAGUGUCGAAAUGGUCGUCCAGCACUUCAUCACCAAAUCCAAGGAGAAGUUGGACGAAGCCUUGGCUAGGGUGGAUGAGAUCGAAGGGCCACUCGUCGCCGAAGGGAGCUGA
Puccinia graminis f. sp. tritici CRL 75-36-700-3 is the source of this 363-nucleotide messenger RNA. RefSeq names its product translation initiation factor eIF-3 subunit 10. Gene Ontology annotation, cellular component: eukaryotic translation initiation factor 3 complex, eIF3e; multi-eIF complex; eukaryotic translation initiation factor 3 complex, eIF3m. The transcript is spliced from 3 exons. Lineage: Eukaryota; Fungi; Basidiomycota; Pucciniomycetes; Pucciniales; Pucciniaceae. Gene Ontology annotation, molecular function: mRNA binding; translation initiation factor activity. Gene Ontology annotation, biological process: formation of cytoplasmic translation initiation complex; translation reinitiation. The record is from RefSeq and is a predicted model, not a curated record. The coding region runs from base 1 to 363 and encodes 120 amino acids.